CUCAUACACAGCAGCUUUGCAGCUUAUUGUGGCAAAUGCACGCCUUCUGUCUCCCUCUGCAAGCAAUGAAUUAUUGUGGUCAACUCCUGUUCUUUGGUAAAAUAAUUUGGGGACCAGCAUUUUAAGAAGCCAUCACAGCACCGUGCAGGAAAUGUGUCUGCUGUGGUCCUGCCUGAUUACAAUGAAACAAAGCGCCAGCACCUACUGAGACAUGAACUAAAAUGUAAUGACUCAGGAGCGUGCAUGCCAGGAGGGGAUGCCAGGGAUACUAUUCUUCAUUUAACACCAGUUCCUUCAGAAAUUGAGACCACAGAGGCCUGGACAGGUUUUCACUAUUCCUAAUUUAUGAACAUGGAUGCUCAGUUGCCUUGGGCGGAUGAAGUACAUGAUGAGGAUGAAGAGGAACUGGAGGAUACUGAAGCAGAGUGUUCUGGGAAGCUGCCUUCAACAGGAAAUUCUGGCAACUUUCUAACAAAGAGGGGGAUCACACUGAGAGUCCUGCUAAAAGAUGGCCUGAUAGAGGCUGGGCAGGGUGUUCUUUCUAUACACUAUCUGGGAAGAAAGUUCCAGGGUGACCUGUUAGUGGAUGGAAAAAUUAGAUGGCAGGAGAAUGGGCAGACCUUUAACUCUCCUAGUGCUUGGGCAACACACUGCAAAAGGCUUGUGAAUCCUGCUAAAAAGUCAGGCUGCGGAUGGGCAUCAGUCAGGUACAAAGGGCAAAAACUAGACCAAUACAAAACAGCAUGGCUGCGCCAGAACCAAGCUCAUGGACCAGCUGCCGAAGCACAGAGCCCACUAAGUGAAGGAGAGGAGGAGGAUCUUAUUGAGGAUGAGGAGGAAGAGGAAGAAGCUAGAGACGGAAAGUCAAGUAACCUGGAGCAAGCAGAAUAUAACAAAAUCCAGUGCAAGGAAGGAACAGAUAAAGCUCACCGAUGUGGACAGGAGGAAAUCAGAGUUCCUGUGAAAUACUCCACACUGGGAAGUAGGGAUUCUGCAAGGGAUCCUCACACCUUGGUUGAAUUGACUUCCUUUAUGACACUGAACAAAUUUCAGCCAUUUCAUGUGUCUGUCUCAAGUAAUGCUCUGCUGUUGCUGGACUUUCAUAGUCACCUAACACGCAGUGAGGUAGUAGGAUAUCUCGGGGGACGCUGGGACACAAACAGCCAGUUGCUGAGUGUGCUCCGGGCAUUCCCAUGUCGUGCACGAUUGAGAGACACGGAAUCUGCUGCUGCCAUUGAGGAGGAGAUAUACCAGAGCUUGUUCCUAAGGGGUCUCUCCCUGGUUGGCUGGUAUCACAGUCAUCCCCAGAGUCCAUCACUGCCAUCCCUGCAGGACAUAGAGACACAGAUGGAUUAUCAGCUCAAAUUGCAGGGCACAGAGAACAGUUUCCAGCCCUGUAUUGGGGUGAUCUGUGGGCCUUACUUCCAAUUGAAUGAAGAAGCAGAAUCCUCUAUAUGUCCCUUCUGGGUCAUGCCUCCUGCAGAGCAUCGCCCAAAUGAUUAUGGUAUCCCAAUGGAUGUUGAAGUUACAUAUACACAGGACAGUUUCUUGACCAAUGACAUCUUGCAUCAGAUGAUGAUGUUGGUAGAAUUCUAUAAAGGGUCUCCAGAUCUAAUACCAUUCCAGGAAAUAUGGAAAGAAGACAAGACCUAUCUGGACAAAUUAAAGGGUUCCUUGUCUAGCCGAACACCAAAGGACCAUGGAUUUGGGCCAGUUCUAGACCAAGUAUACACCUUUCUCAAACAUGUAGGCUAAGAGGCCUCAACACUGAAGUUUGUAAUACAUGUGAUCCUUUCAGUACAGGAAGGGAAAUCCAACUUGCACACAGUUGAAGCUUAAACAUGAUAUAUAUAUACUCUUAAUAAAUCAUACAUCUAUCAGUUUAUAGAAUUCAAAACGUGUUUUUAUAUACACAAUAUUUUAACCAUACAAUAACUUGAUUACAAUUGUAUAAGGGGACCUUCAACAUUUCUUUUGAUAAAAAGUCUAGGUUAAAAUAUUGAGGGAUUCCCUCAUUAUUGUAGCAAUUGUAACCAAGCAUUCUACCUUUUUAUGAUCUAUUAUUUGCUAUAUUAAGACAUUUUCUAUAUUUAAUUGCCUGUAACUUUAAUUACAUACAUUGAUAAGAAUAUGAUGUAUGACAUUUCUUGACCUAUAAUAGAGGAGGGAGAAGACGCGCUUUGUUUUUUAAUUAGUCAAUUCAGCAGAACCUCUAAUUACUGGAUCCACUGGUCCUUGUAUAAAGUUUAAAAGUAAAUGGGGUGUUGGUGCGUUUGUAAGGCAGAGAUUCCUUCCUUAACCUACAAGAAACAAAGCAAUCCCAAUGGUGUAGUAUCGUUAAUUUUGCAGGACAGAUUUAAUCUGUAUACAGAGCUACUCACAUAUAUAUUUUAUACAAAACGCGUUGGGCUACUAAUCUAACCUAUGUAAAUCCAAUCCAAUGCUUUCUGUUGCUGCUGACAUCCCCUACAAGGUCUUUCCCACAACUGAAAGCGCUCCACAAGCCAGGCACUGAGGAGAAACAACUGGCACCAUCCUGCUACGGCUCAAACCCAAGACGGAAGACGCUGCAACAAUCCACUCGUCGAUUAACUUCAAGACCUUGUGAGGCACACUUAAUCCGCUACUGAGGGGUAAGUGCGGACUAAAGCCACUAUUUCCAAUUUUAGCUGCAAUAUUGCACUAUAUGAGCUUAUUCCCUUAGGUAUAUCCAGAAGCAAGCGCAGGACUUUUUCUAUGUAUACAUAACGCGCUGAUCACACGGAAACUUUGUGAGUAGCUCUGUAUACAGAUUAAAUCUGUCCUGCAAAAUAACGAAUACUACACCAUUGGGAUUGCUAUUUCUUGAACUAUAUCCACUUGAUUUUUAUGCCUUACCUGCCAUAUUUUAACUGUUUUCAGACAGGCUCUGUAGUUAAUUACAAGGCUAGUACAGGGCUAAUAUUUUUACCAGUCACUCCCCUUUUCCCUUUUUAGUUUUCAUGCUCCACCUCAUUUGCUCAAUUUCCUCAUUAGCACAUUGCAUUGACCUUGAUAGUGGGCUGUCUGUAUUGAGGGUUUUUGCCAAAUAACCUGAAGAUAAGCAAUAGGUGCCAAUAGUUAUUUUAAAAGCAUAAAGCUGGCCAUAGACGCAAAGAUUUUACCUCAAUAUCGGACGAACGAACGAACGUACGUCCUCAUCUCCCAACCUGCCACUAACCAUUCAGACCAAAUAAAGCAGUAAAAGAACAGAUCAGCCGAUGUUCUCAUCCUACAGCAAUCGUACAAAAGUUUAUGUCCGACCAAGUUGGUGACAGUCUCCCACUGAAAAUCGUCCAAUCUGCAAUGCAUGCAGAGGUAUGAUCGGCAGCAGACAAAAAUUUUCUAACCUCUCCGAUCGUCUGAAAGACCAAUCGGCAUGGCAAGGUAAAUUUCGGGACACUCCACACACGAUCUGAAAAUUGUACGAAUCGAGGAUUCAUACGAUCGAAUCUGUGCGUCUAUGGCCAUCUUAAGGUUACUAUAUUCAGGCCCAGAUUUGUGGAAAGAACACAAAGGCCCGGGCCUAGGGCGGUAGAAUUUUAGAGGCGACGUUUCACCCAGUCACAUCACAAUGGGUUCAGAAGCACUGAGGACAUGUGGAUAUAGCUCUUCAAAUCUCCUGUGCACCAAUCACUAUGCUCUGGACCCUAGUGAGAUAAGAGUUUGUGGAUGCAUAUGAAGGGGGUGGCGGAACGUGAAAAGGGGGGGGCGACAAGUGGUCUCGACCUAGGGGUGCCCUAUAUAUAAAUACGGCCCUGACUAUAUUGGAAAAGGGAUAUAGCAAACAUUUGCAUUGAAACUAAUUAAUAACUUGCCCUAUGUAGAUCCCAUGUUGGUACAGUCUUUACAUAUUGACCAUAUGAUAAUAGAGUGAAACUGGAAAAUGUGUUUGAAGUUGAUAAGAAAUACAAAAUAAAACAUUCAAGUGUCCAAACACACAAGAUUAAUGUAAAUGGUUUUCCAUUAGUUAGUUAUUGUGCGUUUUUUUUAAAAAGAUAACAACUCAUUUGAUUUAUUCAGUGUUCUGCUGAGUACCAUCUUAUUUGUAAUGCACAGUUCCAAAUCAGUUUUUUUUUUGCAUUUUUUUUAAUUGUUUGAUUUGCAAAAAUAAAAAACUGAUGCAUGCCGUU
This is a messenger RNA of Xenopus laevis (African clawed frog), 4151 nucleotides long. It is a transcript of the gene mpnd.S, whose product is annotated as MPN domain containing S homeolog. Lineage: Eukaryota; Metazoa; Chordata; Amphibia; Anura; Pipidae. The record is from RefSeq and is a predicted model, not a curated record. The transcript is spliced from 13 exons. Gene Ontology annotation, molecular function: peptidase activity. Bases 346 to 1755 code for a protein of 469 amino acids.